This is a messenger RNA of Fonsecaea multimorphosa CBS 102226, 1749 nucleotides long. RefSeq lists its product as uncharacterized. NCBI's taxonomy places the organism in Eukaryota, Fungi, Ascomycota, Eurotiomycetes, Chaetothyriales, Herpotrichiellaceae. The transcript has 7 exons. Gene Ontology annotation, molecular function: transmembrane transporter activity. Gene Ontology annotation, biological process: transmembrane transport. The record is from RefSeq and is a predicted model, not a curated record. Bases 1 to 1749 code for a protein of 582 amino acids.
AUGGACCACAAAGUCGACCUCGAAGCUACUAAGGUGGAAGAGGUCGGGAGAAAGUCAGACAGCCAGGAGCUGGAGCUUGAGCUUGUUGAUACUGACCCUGACACCAUCCUCGCUGUUGAUCUUCAAAAUAAGAAGGCCGUGAAAGGUGACGAUUCCGACGGGAAGGUUGACUGGAACUGGAAGCAGCGCAUUGCUGUUUUCUUUCUCAUUUGGCUCUAUACAGGCUCUCAAAUCCCCGCCUACUUCAUCGGCGGGCCCCUGAGCUACAUAUCGGCCGACUUAAGCGGCACAGUUGCUGCAGGAUGGCUGCCGGUCACGUACGGUUUAUCUGCCGCCGCCGUGAUCCCCAUGUGUGGAUAUUUCCAAGAUAUGAUAGGUCGCCGCUAUGUGUGUCUUGCUGGAAAUGUUGCGCUCCUGGUUGGCUGUCUCAUCAUGGCAUUGGCACACUCGUUCAGUGUGGGUAUUGUCGCGAUGUCGAUUUGUGGUGUUGGUGCCGCCAUUGGGGAAAUGACCGCGUUAGCUGGCACGUCUGAACUUGUGCCUGUGAAACGUCGUCCUGUCUAUGUUGCCUUGUUGACAAUCAUGACUGUCCCAUUCUACCCCUAUGUCAUGGAAUCGCAGUUAUUGGCUAGAGACGUCAGCUGGCGUUGGGGGCUUUGGAUAUGUUUCAUCUGGAACGCGAUGAGCUUCGUUGCCCUGCUUUUCACCUACUUCCCUAGGUCGCAGACCCGAGCCCACACCAAGGACUUGAGACAACUCUUGACUAAAAUCGAUUACCUUGGCCUUUUCACAUCCUUUGCAGGAUUGGUCCUUCUUCUCGUCGCUCUCGAGGCAGGAGGCUACAGCUACCCCUGGAAAAGCGCCCGUGUCAUCUGCCCACUUAUUAUUGGUGUGCUUCUAAUCGUUGUUUUUGUUGUAUGGGAGUGGAAGUUUGCUCGAUUCCCAAUGGUGCCCGGUGCACUCUUUAAGGGACAAAAGCUCGUGACUGUUGGAUAUCUCAUUGCAACGGUCGCAGGCAUGAACUUCGCUGCUCUCCUCAACCUCCUCCCUACUGAAUGGGCUGGCGUUUGGGACCCUGAUCCAGUCCAGGCAGGUAUUAAGGGCUUGAUCGCUUCCUUUGGUGUCGUCACAGGGGCAGUCUCGGGAAAUCUAAUUCUCCCAAGAGCAGGACGCUGGACCCGGGAACUAAUGAUAUUCUAUGUUGUGCUAAUGACUGCAUUCCAAGGUGCGUUCUCAAUCGCAAAGCCAGAUAAUGCAGCAGUUGCGGUUACCCUUGCCGCAAUUGGCUGCAUUGGAGUGGGAGGCGUUAUCACUCCAUCAGCUACACUCGCCAUGAUGGCUUGUCCCGAUUCACUGCUCGCAACUUGUGUGGCACUCUCACUGGCGAUCCGCACUGCGGCUGGCAGCAUCGGCUAUGCCAUCUACUUUAACGUCCUUGAGAACAAACUCAAAAACACGCUGCCGACAAGGGUGGCGGAGUUUGCUGUCGCAGCAGGACUUCCAGCUUCCGAGGGCGCAACCUUUGCGGGCUUAUAUCUCACCACGCCGCAGAACGCGACCAGUCUACCUGGUGUUACGGCAAAAGUGCUCGAGGCAGCUGUGAUAGGCGUCAGAUGGGGCUAUUCAGACGCUUUCAAAUACGUUUGGUACACCAGUAUCCCCUUUGGAGUCCUUGCACUAGUUGCGGCUUGCUUCGUCCCCAAGUUGGAGAAGCAUAUCACCAACAGAAUUGCUGCAAAGAUUGACUAG